CAAUCAAACCCCCAGGCAAUCAUGAUAAACUGUACUGUAAUUCGUUAUCCCAAAAACAGAAAAAUAAAUAAAUAUGGCAGCAAUCAUUCAACGCACGCUUAAAACGUGUUACUUCAAGUCUCUUCUGAGAUUCCUACAAGUGAAGAAGAACCCAAUUGAGUUAUCUUCAAAAUCUAAGAAACAUUUGAAGAAAAUAUGAUGAAAGGAUCAUGUUUUCUUGUGUUUGUUCUUGUUCUGAAUCUAAUCAUUGAUAUUCAGAGUGUUACUGGCACUAAGGAUGUCAGUAGUUUCGAGAGGAAAGAUUUGGAUAGAGUGUACAAAUUACCCGGACAAUCGUUUGAGGUUAAUUUUGCACAUUAUUCUGGGUAUGUUGAUGUCAAUAAAGACAAGGCUUUGUUUUAUUGGUUCUUUGAAGCUGUUGAAAACCCAUCUUCAAAACCUCUUCUUCUUUGGCUCAAUGGAGGUCCUGGUUGCUCUUCUAUUGCAUAUGGAGAGGCAGAAGAGAUUGGUCCUUUUCAUAUUAGACCUGAUGGGAAGACCCUUUAUCAAAACCCUUACUCUUGGAAUCAAGUGGCCAAUGUGUUAUUCCUCGACUCUCCGGUUGGUGUUGGUUUCUCCUAUUCAAACAAAUCCGAAAAUUUGCUGAAUAAUGGGGAUGCAAGUACUGCUGAAGAUUCAUUAGCAUUUCUAUCCAAUUGGCUAGAGAGAUUUUCCGAGUAUAAAGGAAGAGAGUUCUAUCUCAGUGGAGAGAGCUAUGCAGGACAUUAUGUUCCUCAGCUAGCUGAAGCUAUAGUGAAGCAUUAUAAGAAAACCGGGGAUAAGUCAAUCAAUCUAAAGGGCUACAUGGUUGGGAAUGCUGUAACUGAUGAUUACCAUGAUGACUUGGGUAUUUUCCAAUUUAUGUGGUCUACCGGUUUGAUAUCUGAUCAAACGUACAAGCUGCUGAAUGCUUACUGUGACUCUGAAUCCUCCACUCACCCCUCAUCUGAAUGCAAUAAGAUUCUUGAUGUUGCUGACAAAGAAAAUGGAAACAUCGACGCAUACAGCAUUUACACCCCUUCCUGCACAGCUACAGGCAGCAGACUAUCUUUAAAUCACUUGCGGAGAAGAUUUCAUUCGGUUGCGCCCUUGGGUGAGAAGUAUGAUCCUUGCACCGAAGCUGACUCAACAAUUUACUUCAAUUUACCCGAGGUUCAAAAGGCACUUCAUGUAAAUCCAGCAGUUGCACCAACUAAAUGGAAGACUUGCAGUGAUGAAGUAAGUGCUGACAAUUGGAAGGAUUCACCCAGGUCGAUGCUGCCCAUUUACAAAGAGCUCAUAAAAGAGGGGCUUCGAAUUUGGAUGUUCAGUGGUGAUACAGAUUCUGUAAUCCCUAUUACCGCCACAAGGUACAGCAUUGAUGCCCUCAAGCUUCCAACUGUUUCUCCGUUUCGUGCUUGGUACGAUGAUGGCCAGGUUGGAGGAUGGACUCAAGGUUACGAAGGUCUGACAUUUGUUUCGGUGAGAGGAGCUGGUCAUGAAGUCCCUCUACACAGACCUAAACUUGCACUAACUCUUGUCAAGGCGUUCUUGUCGGGAAAUGCCAUGCCAAGUUUAUCCGUGCAACAUGCCGAUUCUUAAUCAUAUUGUAGCUUUCCUUUUAUACAUCCCAAUUAAGCAAUAUUAUUGGACUUCUGGCCAAUUUCUGUGCACUACUUUUUUUCCCUAAAGGACUGGAUUGAGCUGAUAUCAUGUUUAUCUUCAUAAAUAGCCACUUCCAGAUGAUAUCCAUGAAUGUUGUGACAUAAGUAGUACUCCCAAGUCCCAACCAUUGUUGUUACUUGUAAGCCAAAAGUGGAAUACACCCACCAAAUUCAUCAUGCUUUAAACCUAAAUUUAGAAAUGCCAUUGGUUUAAAUUUUGUCGGC
Molecule: messenger RNA, 1907 nt
Organism: Papaver somniferum (opium poppy)
Lineage: Eukaryota; Viridiplantae; Streptophyta; Magnoliopsida; Ranunculales; Papaveraceae
Product: serine carboxypeptidase II-2-like
Exons: 10
Coding region: 196-1620 (474 amino acids)
Biological process (GO): proteolysis
Cellular component (GO): vacuole
Molecular function (GO): serine-type carboxypeptidase activity
Source: RefSeq, a predicted model, not a curated record